AAGGCAAACCUCUAGACAAAGUUCUGGGUGCUUCUCUGUGCUUGGCUUAAAGUCUAAGAAUGCAAAACACAUGGAGUUAGAUUAUAGUAGAUUCAUAUUAUGAGCCAGCUAAGAUUGGAUGUCCUCAUCAAUGCUGAUUUGAAGUGUUUGUUUUCUCUUCACUGACAUUAAAAGUCCAGUUACAUGAUCAUAUCAGGUUCAGCCUUCUCAGCUCAUGUCAACCAACCUACCUGAAACCUUGAGCUAGUAAGGAGAAAUUGCUCCAGCCCUCAGCUGCUGUAGGCUGACUAUUUCAGUGUCCAACUUUCAGAAGUAAAAUUCACCAAAAUCUUUUGGAAUCCUGCAGCACCAGGAGCUGAAACAACUAAAUGAGGUAAUUUUAAGAAGCCUUACUGAAGCUUAAGAGCAAAGCUGGCUGUGGAAUUCUGGGAGUUGAAGUCCACACAUGUUACAGUUGCCAAGAUUAAGCAACACUACUUUAGAGCAGGGUUUCUCAGUCAGGGUUCCCUGAGAAGCCAUUAGGAGUUCCCUGGGAGAUCACGAUUUAUUUUAAACAUUAUUUCAAAUUUGGGCAGCUUCACAUUAAAGAGGUUUUUCUUGCAGGUUUCAGCUAUGUGGCUCCACCUGGCUGUCCUGGUGGGGCUUUACCUCCUUUGUCGCUGGUACUGGGAGAGACAGAUAGUGGAGAGCCUGAUGGAGAAAUACGUCUUCAUCACCGGCUGUGACACUGGCUUUGGGAACCAGCUGGCCAGGCAGCUGGAUGCUCGGGGUCUGCGGGUGCUGGCCGCUUGCCUCACUCUGGAAGGAGCAGAGCGUCUGGAAAAAGUCACUUCCAACCGGUUAAAAACCAUCCUGCUGGAUGUCACCAGCACUGAGAGAGUGGCAGCAGCCGCUGAGUGGGUGAAAACAUGCGUGGGGAACAAAGGACUCUGGGGCUUGGUGAACAAUGCAGGAACCGCUUUCCCAUUGGCCCCCAACCAGUGGCUAACCAAGGAUGACUUUGCAAAGGUGCUAAAUGUCAAUUUGCUGGGAGUAAUUGAUGUGACCCUGCACCUGCUGCCCCUCAUCAGGAGAGCCAGAGGGAGAGUGGUCAAUGUGAGCAGUUUGGCUGGAAGAAUUGCCUACAUUGGAGGAGGCUACAGCCCUUCGAAAUUUGCAUUGGAAGCCUUCUCUGACAGCCUCCGGCGUGAAAUGCAUCCUUUCGGGGUCAAAGUCAGCAUCAUCGAGCCAGGCUCAUUUUCAACAGGAAUGAGUAAAUGUGCAGCAGAGUUCUUCAGCACCUUCUGGAGUAAAGUACCAGCUGAUAUCAAAGAACUCUAUGGCCAGGAAUUCUGGAGUAACAUUGGCCAAACGUUUGUUGGCAGUAAAUGGCAGAAGACAGACCUCCACCUGGUUACAGACUGUAUGGAACAUGCCCUGAUCUCUCUCUACCCUCAUAGCCGUUAUGCUGCAGGCCGAGAUGUCAAAUUCUUCUUCAUCCCCCUCUCUUACUUGCCAACCUCACUGUCAGAUUAUAUUAUGACUUAUGGCCACCUGAGACCAGCCAAAAGUCUGUAUUGAUCAUAGUCUCAUAGCUUGUACAAGAACCAGACUAUACCCACUCCUCAUUUAGCAACUACCUCUGUUAGUAACCAUUCACAAACACUAAGGUAAUAAAAAAUUCAUUUUCUAACAUUGCAUGCAUUUUUGACCAAAUUUCAUACACCUGACAACAAUUCAUGCCGGUGUGCGAUCUUCUCAGUGUCUCUCUCUCUCUAUCACGCGUUCACUUAGUGACCAUUUCACCUCACGACCUGGUUGUUGGAACAGAACUCAGUUGCUAAACAAGGAGUGGGUGUAUAGAAAUGAUGAGAUACAUGGAUUAUAGCAGGGUUCUUUGGAUUUUUUUAAAAAAAUAUCUGCUGAAUAGGUACAAGACUGAAGCAAGUUACUUGUUCCAAGUUUGUCAUUUGCACAAAAACUGAAACCUACCUCAGUCAGGCUUAAUAAGGAACUGAAGUUCAUUUCCUCUUAAAUCCCAAAUAAACUUGGGCCAAUCCAUUUUCAUAUUCUUUGGUAAAUAAGUUCACUUUUAUGUGACUCAAAAGCAUUCUAUCCAUUCAAAACCACUGCUUUUGGACAGAAUAACCUUUAACGUACGAUGGAAGUGAACAGCAAUUACAAAAAAAUAAAUAAUUCAGUAGGUAUUAAUAGAAAACUUUGGCAGCUGCAGUCCUAUUGAUCAAGAAGUAAAAGGAAGAUAGUGUCAUGGCCAGCAAUGACUCUGAAGACUCGGAGGAGGAGGAAGUUACCUCAGAGGACCUGUGGAACAGCAGCCUGCCUCAGAGAGCAGCAGGGAAACACUUGGGGCUGGUUUGGCUGCAGAGCCUGUGGAGCAGCUGGAAGCAGCAGCAGAUGAGGGGUCUGAUCCAGGACCUCCCCCCAGUCCUAAGGGGCGGAGGGCAGAGCAGAGGAGUCUGCAUGCUCCUUGAAAGGCAAGGGCAUUCCCACCGGUGAUUGCUUGCACCUGGUGGGGCUCUAUUUUAGACCCACCACUAGCAAGCAAUCCUUCGUUGGGAACAGCUGCUCUGUGUAGUGGAACCUUUGUCCGUUGCACCCUGAACUCUUGCCCAUAGAAACUCUGAUUUUGAACCCGGACCAGCUGACAACCUUCAGUGACUCUCUGACAGCCUUUCUCAACCUUUGGACCCUGGAGGAACCCUUGAAAUAUUUUUCAGGCCCCGGGGAACCCCUGCACAUUCAGGCUCAAAUAUAGGCCAGAAGUUACCAAAUUAUUAUAUUUGUUUCAUGGGUAGGCCUGUAUAUAUGUAUAUACUAAUAUACAUAUAUUAGUAUAUACAUAUAUAGUACAUAUAUGCUAAUAUAUUAAUAGUGUUCUUAAACUAAAAAUAAAGAAUGAAACUGACCUCUUUAA
This is a messenger RNA of Candoia aspera, 2914 nucleotides long. Its product is annotated as retinol dehydrogenase 16-like. The record is from RefSeq and is a predicted model, not a curated record. Bases 613 to 1560 code for a protein of 315 amino acids. Gene Ontology annotation, cellular component: intracellular membrane-bounded organelle. Lineage: Eukaryota; Metazoa; Chordata; Lepidosauria; Squamata; Candoiidae. The transcript is spliced from 6 exons. Gene Ontology annotation, molecular function: all-trans-retinol dehydrogenase (NAD+) activity. Gene Ontology annotation, biological process: retinol metabolic process; steroid metabolic process.